Molecule: messenger RNA, 6130 nt
Organism: Megalopta genalis
Lineage: Eukaryota; Metazoa; Arthropoda; Insecta; Hymenoptera; Halictidae
Source: RefSeq, a predicted model, not a curated record
ACACGGUGGUCUCUGACGUGUGUUCUCUCUCCUGUGAUCUACGAGACGCCGGUUCCUUUUUUCCCCGCUGCUGGACCGUCGGUUCUAUCGUUAACACGAAACGGUCCGCGGUUCCUGUGCGCGGUUCUCCGAGAGAGGAGCCUCGCGGAAAGUGUGCGCGCGGGUGGAACGGCGCGGACGAAUCGCGUCGCGGUCCGGCGAACACACAGGCCUCUCACGUGUGCGCGUUUGAAUUUUCGAAAAGAGCGGGACCGGUGUCCGCGGGUGUGUGGUUCUGAGUGUAAAACGGUGGUGCCUCGCAUCCUGCACGCGGUGCAUAUUCCCGUCGUCGAAAACGUCGGCAGAGCCAGCGGAAUGUGGCACGAGAGGGACCAUCUCGGAAGCCAUGCCGGCUGACGAGUUCGCUGGAACUCGACACAGAGGCAGACCGAGGCUGCAGCCGCCUUAACGAGCCGCUAUUCUCAUUGACAAGGUCACCGAGAUAUCGCACGGGAUCUAAUCAUGCUCGGCUGUGCCACGCAACCAGCGCCAUUCCGCGAUCGCUCGACUCCGCUGUUCUCUUGAGAGAGCAGACCAGCAUACCCCUCGAACACACCUGCGCCGCGUAGAGAGAGAGACCACGGCGUGUACCGAGCCGGAAACCGAGAAGGGCGCACGGAAAAACUGGACUUAAUCGACCUUGCUAUGGUAUUUCCCGUGUGCCGGCACGCCGGAGGCGAGUGAAUCGACGAUAGAGGCCCGAGAUCCCGUUGCCGUGGAUCGAGGUACCGGCUGGCUUCUAUUAUUCCACCUGCUCCGAGGCCUUUCCCAUGUUUGUCCGAGGACAGAAGCGUUAAUAACGCCGCUGGAAUGCUUCCGGAGGGAGCCGAAGACGAGUCUUCGAUCGACCGACGAUCCACUCUAACGAUUUAAUAGUCGAGUUCAAGAGUCGGCGGAUUAUGUGGACCAAAUCGGGAUCGAAGUUAAAUAGAGGAUCGCGCUAAUAAGUAUAGGGGACAUCGGAGCCUGGAAGGAAGCAAAGCCGGGAAAAGGAGUAGCAAUCGAUGGUGCCGUGUCGACGACCGAAGAAGUGAGCCGAGACUUCGAGGAGUCGUUGCCUCUUGGUUCCCGAAGAGGCGCAACCUAAUAGAUCGGCGAAGAGACUGGAGACUUGUUCAAGAAUCGGCUCGAUCGCCGAUCUCCUGGGCCUUCUGGGAUAAAGCAAGGUUCGCUGCGUCGGUGAACGAACAACUUCCAUGGUCUGAUGAUCCUCCGUUGCUCGAAAGCCCAAAGAACGGAGGCCGCCUCGAAAUCAGUGCUAAUCGCGAAGACGUCGCCCAGCCAUGAUCGACAGAUCCAGGCUCUUAGCGCUGCUCCUUCCGGAGCGGUGCCCUGACGGUUCCCCGUUGGCGUGAUCGCAGCCGGCUCCGCAGGCCGGCAGCCUUCCGAUGCCGGUCGCCAUGUUGGAGCUGGUGUGCAGCAACUCCUUGAGCCCAGGAACCUCGCCUCGAACCGAUCGCUCGAUCCUCUAACAGAGUUCGAGUCUAACUCCAAAGAAUCGACCGUUCUCACGACAAUUCAGCGUCCGCGUCCCAGGGUCCGACCGAAAGAGGACGUCGCUGGACGCGAUGUAGAGGUCCAGGAGGAAGGAGAAGAAGAAGAAGCUUCUUCCUCCGUGGAAGCCCAGCGUGUCGAGUAAUGCUGAAGCACAUCCUGACGGGGCAACCGUCGUCAACGGGCUCCAGGCAUCACCAGAAUGAUUAUCCGGCGGGCUCGGGCUCGUUGCACGGCGGCCACCAUCAUCAUCACCACUCGGGCGGCCAUCAUCCGGACCAGCAGCAUCACCUGUACAACCAGAGCGGCACCGUCCGCGGGAACGGCGGACGCGGCGUCGACGUCUACGACUCGGUGGUGGUGCACCCGGCGCAGAGGUCGGGGACCAUGCACCAUCAGCCGGCUACCACGCCGUCCUCCACCCACCGACACCCUCUGAACCACUCGCAGUUGAGCGUGAACAAUCUCUCGCAGAGGCUGAACCACAGUCACGCGUUGAACCUGUCCACCCUGUCGACGUCGAAGCACUCGGUGAACAGCGUCAGCCCCGUCGCCGGCGGCAACAACAACAACAACAUCAACAGCAGCAACAACAACAACGUGUCGACCGCGUUGGGGCACACCGCGGUUACCCAGGUGCCGCUCCACCAUCAGGACAACAGGGCCAAGGUGAACGGAGGCUUCGACAUCUCCAGGCUCUCCAGGCUGCCCAGCCAGGCCACGCCCUCCCCCGCGCCCGUCCUUCAGCAACCACCGCCGUGCGCGCCGCUGACCUGCGCCGGAUCCACCGCGUACCCUCUGAACGCUUCCUGGUCCUCGUCCUUGUCCAGGAACCACAAGGACCAGGAGGCCGGCGCCAAAGAGACUCUCACCAGUCUCGGACUACUGUGCUUAGUGUCGCUGCUGCUGGCGCUGCUCUCGCUGAUCUUUCUGCUAAAGAUCUCGCCGUUAACCGUCACACCAAGCAGCCUGAUCAGCCCCGAGGAGUACACCAUCGUCUACGAGGUCACUCUGGCGCUGUGCGCUCUCGCGCUCUCCCUCAACCUGUGCUGCCUGCUCGUCUGCGCUAUCCAGUUCCUCUUCACGGUGAAGCUCGUCAAGACUUCCUACCAGGGACACUGGAGUAACAAGUACCUGCAAAAAUCAUCCAUCAGCCGUAUCUGCGCUGUCGGUGGCUUCUUCAUUAGCAUUCCCGUGUUUUUAACUGGUAUGAUACUGUACACGUUCAUCCAGUUUCAUUCGACGCCGGCCAUUGUCACGUCGAUUUUCAUAGGGCUCGGCAUAGUCUUCUGCGGCUGCGCGAUGGUACACAACGUCUUCGUGUGGCAGAGGGAGAAGACGAACGCGGUGAAGGCGUUGGCGCGCGAGCAAUGCGAAGCAGCAGUGCAACUGCAACGGCAGCAACAACUGCAGCAGCACCAGAACGCGUCGCACCAUCAGCACCACCAGCAGCAACUACACCGAGGUCCCCUAUCGCACCACGCCGGCUACGCGGCCAAAGUCGGCCCCCUCGCCGGCCAGCAGAACGCUGCCGGCCACUCGAGCCACGGCAGAGGCUCUCACUACCAGCACUACCAUCAUCAUCAUCAUCAUCGGCACGUGUCGAUGUCGCCGGCACCCAUCGCAGCGACGCACAAUCACCUGAACGUCAGCACUCACAGGAGCAUAGUCACGCCGCCGGACACGCCGGGGGACAGGUCGCCUCCCAGCCCUGGGAACAAGCUGAACAGGUCCCAGCAUCUGCCCAGGGAAGCCAGUGGCAGUGUCAGCCCUGGACUACCAGCCGCCACGCUGGACCUUAGCAGUGCUGCGACCACCAAUAGUCCCCAUGAACUCUCAACUUUGGUCUAGGACCGGGAUUCUAGGUUGAGGCUGACGAUGUCUCUUCGCGAUCGGGAUCAGGAGGAUCUUGCCUAGAGGAAUCGAUAUUGCUCGCAUUUCACGGUGUGGUUCCUUGUGGAACUGUCUCUUCGACAGUCCUGAGUCGAUCGAAGGAAGACUUUUUGAACGAUGCCGACCUUGAUAAGAUCGCAACGAUCAAUUCUUGCAAGCUAAUCCACCUCAACCUAGACCCAAGAUGGGCCUGAACGAAGACAUUGCGUAAUCUUCGUGGAAUUUUCCUUUCGUUCGUUUCGAGUCAAUAAUUGGAAUCUAACGGUGUAACGUUCUUUAACCUCGCGUUGAUCUCGAUGUUAAAACAAUUGCCUACUACUCGUUCGAAAAGUAUAAUUGUUUCUUGCCGACUUGUCGGUUGAAUAGUGCCUUCGCUGUUAGAAAUCCUUAUUGGUCAACGGUAUUUAACAAGUGACCUUUCUAAAAGAAAAUUGAUCGGCCAUCGAUCGAGCAAUCGGAAGAGAGAUAGCGAAAGGGUUUCUUGCGUGCUUAAAGCUAAACAGUGCGCGAAAAGUUGAUCGUUAGCGAGCCUCGUGCUUGGAACUAUCGAUACGAGUGUGCGAAAGAAGUAAAUGUAAAAAAGUAUUGAAAGUUGAAACGUUGAAUCGAAGUGAUUGAGUUGAGAAUAUUUGCACGUCGAAACUAUCAAUCGCCCAAUGAAUUAGGUUAAGCUCCGUGGUGGGCAAUUUUUCUGAUUCCAAAAUACGAGAGUUAUUCGAAUUUAGUGUGCUAUUUCUGUGAAUAAGAAUAGGAUCAAAGUUCGCCCGCCGCCUACGUCUUCUCUAACUCAUUGGGACAUAGUUUACACCAGCAUGGAUCUUGCCAUUUCUUUAUUAUUAUUAUUAUGUUUAAUCGUACGAAACCUCUAGUCCUAGGUUACUUUCGCUUUCACGAAAGAUUAAGGUUUGCGGACUUUGACUAUCGCGACUAAGCGAUUACAGACUCUUCGUUAAAUGUAUCUCGAAGUUAGAGAGUUUCGAAUCUCGAGAUGUGGCGAAUUUAAUUUAAUUACCGGGCGCUUAAAAUGUGUCCAAUGUUAAUUCUUUUCGCUCAACACAGAUGCUUCUUUAUAAAUAUCGUCCAUUUUUACUUGAAACGUCCACAAAAUUUUUCAUUCGUUUUAUUGUCAGCGGUAUCAUGUACGCAACGUUUGCACAAUAUUGCGCAUCCUGAGAUUCGAACUCCACCAAGAUUUCCAGCAAGCAUAAAUCAUCUUGAUUUUUAUUAUUUAAGCAUUUAUCCUUGAAUACGUGUUUGUUCCUUUCCGCGCGGUCUAUACUUUAAUCACUUCCAAUAGCUGCAGUUAUUAAGUUGUGAACGGACGUAAGUUUAGACUUAAAUGCUUAAUAUUAUUUAAGCGAGCCGACCAACUCGUUGUAUAGAAGAAUUCGUUCUACAAGAGUAAUAGUAUUUUUUAUUCAUAGAGAAUCUUUAUUUCUUACUCAUUAAACAUUGUUUUCUUAUGCGAACGUAUUUAUAACAUGCCCUAGUUGUAAACUAAAAAAAGUGAAACAAUAAUUCAGUGCACUAGAAUCAAAGUUAUAGGAUGACUUAGAAAAAAAAUCUGCGAUAUAUAAUACUUACAAAAAUAUGUGGCUCACGAUUUGAAAGUUACACGGUAACAAAUAACAGUACAAAAGUACUUAACUAUACAGGGGGUUCCCAGGAUUCAUGGUGCAAUCAGAAUGAAGGUGAUUCUAUACGAAUAACUAAGAGAAUUGUUUUUUUUCUGGUUUUGCCGUUAUUAUUGGGGCACGCUGUAUACAGUUAAUUAUCGUAAAAUCACCAGACUUGGCGGGUAAAGUGUUUUAAAGAGAAUGAUACGAAUUUGUAUUGCAGUAGAAUUUUUGUGAAUUCUUAUUAGCCUGUUUUACAGUUCAUUGUUAAGUCGACGUUAACGAAAGUUGGGCCAAUGUUUGUGUACAUAGUAUAUAAAAGGAUGCAGACUAUACAAAUGUAUCUCGUGUAAUUUCCGAGUAAUAUUUGAAGUGGGUAUGGUAAGCGAAUGAAAAUAUGUACAUUUUAUAAACACCAUAAAUGUGUACUUUCUACCGGACUUGUAAGUAGUGUAGCAAUACAACAUUAUUAUAUGUAACACGCGACAAUACAUGAAUUAAAUUAUUUGUCGGGUCCAUGUAUAACAUGCAUAGUACAAAAGUGUUUUAGCUUUAUGUACUGGUACUUACUAAAUACCAAUUUAACUGAUGUAUUCGGUAUGUACCUACUUAAGGGAAAAAAAUAAAUUAUUCUGAACGCACGAUGGAGAUUCAAGUACAACCAACUGCUACCACAUAGAGAUUGCAGAACGUGAUAUUGGUAAGGACUGCAAAUAAAACAUUUCCGAAAAGUUAGAAUAUCAUUUUCAAGAGAAACUUAAUCGCAAAGUGAAGUACACAAUCACGAAGAUGUCAAUCGAACAUGUAAACGUUUAAAAUAAAUGGAAAAGGUUUCCAAAAGUUAAUCCUUGGUGAUUUAGACUCAUCGAACUAAAUGGAAGGGCCUUUCUCACCACUGAUCGCAGAUCUAUACGGAGCCCAUUGUCGGUGUCCGUGCGGACUCUUCGCAGAGGACAAUUCCAAAUUGACAAGAGCAUCGAUUCAUCAUUGUGAAACUGAAGUAUUGUGGACACUUGGAAUUCAAUUCAUUAUUGUAAAAUAGAAUAUGUCUUGUAAAGUGUGAAAAUAAAAGCGUUUUCUGAAAAAUU